AUGGAGCCUUUUCAACAUACAAGACACAUUCAGAAGUAUAAAAGAAGAUUGGGUAUGCAGUAUGCUAAUUACAAUCGGAAUGGUAAAAUUUGGGUGUUUGUCCAGGAAAAUAUUCAAGUGGAGAUCUUAUCAGACUCUGAACAACAGAUUACAUUACAACUUACAUUUCAAGAUUCGGGAGAUUCCAUCAUCUAUACUUUUGUUUAUGCUAAGUGUUCAGCACUUGAAAGACUAAGCUUGUGGGAUGAUAUUUAUUUACUGAGUCACAAUAUGAGGUUACCUUGGCUUGUAGGUGGCGACUUCAAUGUUAUUUUGAACGAUGAAGAGAAAAUUGGAGGUCUUCCUGUUUAUCCUCAAGAAUAUGAGGAUUUUGCUUUCUGUGUGAACUCUUGUGAGCUUUUUGAUAUUAACUUUAAAGGGAGUCCUUUUACUUGGUGGAAUGGAAGAGCUGAUGCUGAAUGUAUAUUUAAAAGACUUGAUAGACUGAUGAUCAAUCAGGUUUUUCUUGGUCAUUAUGGAAAUGUGGAGCUGGAGCAUCUUGCAAGAACAGGGUCUGACCAUGCACCCAUGUUGCUGAGUUGUGGGGAUCAGACUAAUAAUAUCAAGAGGUCUUUCAGAUUUUUGAAAUUCUGGACAGAAAAAUCUGAUUUCAAAGAUGUUGUGAGAGAUAAUUGGGUUGCUGAUGAGUCCAUUGAUGUUUUUAUUAGCUUGAAACAGAAGAUGAAGAGGACUAAAAUUGCAUUGUCUACAUGGAGUAGGGUAAGAUUUGGAGAUAUUUUUAAGCAACUGGUUAUAAGGGAAGAUAUUGUUAGAAUUAAAGAAGGUCUUUUUGAAGAACUACCAACUGCUGAAAACAGAGCUAUUCUUCAAAAGGCACAGGCUGAAUUAAAACAGUAUUUACACUAUGAAGAGGAAUUUUGGAGACAAAAAUCUGGUGUUAAAUGGUUUACUGAAGGAGACAAGAAUACAAGAUUUUUUCAUAAUCUUGUGAACGGGAGAAGAAAGAGAUUACAAGUCAAAAGAAUCCUUACAAGAGAUGGUGUAUGGACUGAUGAUGCUAAAGAGGUUGCUACCGAGGCUGUUGCCUUCUUCCAAGAUCAGUUUACUGAUGUUGAGAAUGAGACAGAGCUUUCUUUGAUUGAGCAUAUUCCCACACUAGUUACUGAUGAAGACAACGCUAUGUUAAAUGCUAGUCCUACAGUGGAGGAGAUCAAGAAGGUGGUUUUUGAACUUAAUAGUGACAGUGCUAGUGGACCCGAUGGUUUUACUGGGCACUUCUAUCAAGUCUGCUGGGAUAUCGUAGGAAAGGAUGUUGUCAAUGUGGUGGAGGCUUUCUUUAAUGGUUCCACUCUUCCCAAAUCUAUUACUCAUACUAAUUUGGUCUUAUUGCCUAAGAAAAAAUCUGGUUUUGUGAAGGGAAGGAGCAUCACAGAGAAUGUCCUCUUAGCCCAAGAAAUUAUUGCAGAUAUCAGAUUAAGAGGUAGACCAGCUAAUGUUGUGAUUAAGCUUGACAUGUCCAAGGCUUAUGAUAGAGUGAAUUGGAGAUUUCUGAUCAAAGUUAUGGAGAAAAUGGGUUUUAACAGUUUUGUUGCAGAUAAAGUGUGGAGAUUGGUGGCAAAUAACUGGUAUUCAGUCCUCAUUAAUGGACAAGCUCAUGGUUUCUUUCACUCUUCUAGAGGGAGUAUUUCCAUAUACCUCUUAUCUGCAAUAACACCUCCUAAAUGUGUUAUUCAUGAUUUACAUAGAUUGUUUGCUAAAUUUUUAUGGAACUCUAAGGAGGAGGGGAGAAGCAAACAUUGGAUAUCAUGGUCUGAUAUUUGUAGGCCUAAGGAGGAAGGUGGGUUGGGCUUUAGAUCUCUUUUUGAUGUGUCCAAAGCAAUGUUUGCCAAACUUUGGUGGACUUUCCGAACUAAAAAGUCAAUGUGGACUAUAUACAUGUGGAACAAAUAUUGUAAGAGACAUAGACCUCAAUUGGUGGAAUGGAAUGGAGGUUCUCAGACUUGGAAGUUUAUGUUAGAAGCUAGAGAUUGUAUUGACCAACAGAUUUGGUGGGAACCAAAGUGUGGUCAUUCCAGUGUAUGGUUUGAUAACUGGACACAACUGGGUGCUCUUUACUAUUAUUUACCUGUUUCUCAUUCUAACAAUUAUGAUUUUGAUGAGGUAAAUCAAUUGAUGAGUCAGGGACUUUGGAAUGAAGAUCUCAUGCUCCAAUUACUACCAGAAGAUGUCUGUAAACAUGUCCAAAAUGUAAUUGGAGUAGUAGAGGAUACCGAAGAAUGGGACUCACCAAGAUGGAUGUGUACUAGCUCUGGAAAAUUUACGAUUGGAAGUGCCUGGGAAAUAUUGAGACAAGGAAAUGAUGAACAAGAAAUUGCUAAGAAGAUUUGGGUGAAAGGGGUUCCCUUCAAAUUUUCUUUCUUUCUUUGGAGAUUGUGGAAAAAAAGAAUACCCAUUGGGGAAGUUCUUAUCAAGAUCAGAGUGGUGGAUGAAGUUAAAUGUUGCUACUGUAAUAGUUCAGAAAAUGAAACUUUUGAACAUCUUUUUGUGACGUGCUUUAUGGCUAAGAAGUUGUGGAAUACUUUUGCUAGUAUUGCUGAUGUGCAGGGACCUUUUUUGCAGCUUAACGAUACUAUACAUAAAUGGUGGGGUAAGGACUGCUCAUCAAAGCUUAUACCUCUCUUCAAGGCUGUCCCGUCAUUUAUCACUUGGCAAAUCUGGAAAAGGAGAAAUAUGAUUUCUCAUGGAGGUAAUAUGUCAUUUUAUAGUAUGGUUAUGGAGGUCAACAGAAAUUUAUAUCAUCUAGCUACUUUUAGCUAUCCUUGGUUGCAAAACAUUCCUAAUACUUGGCAUCUAAUGGUUCCUUUUUUUAUUGAAUAUGCACCCCUUAUUGAUUGUAAGAUGGUGUACUGGAGAUUGCCUAGAUUAGGAUCCUACAAGUGUAACUCGGAUGGUGCAGUAAAAGGAGUUGGUGGCCCUAGUGCUGGGGCCUUUUGUAUUAGAAAUGAUGAAGGAAAUUUGAUACACGCUGAGUCUUUUGGUUUGGGAAUAACUUCAGUUCUAAUGUCUGAGGCAAUGGCUUUGCGAAGAGGACUAGAGCACUGUAUAAUGCAUCAAUACUUGCCAGUAACAUUGGAGACUGACUCAUUAAUGCUCCAAAAGGUUUUGAAUGGUAUUUGGGAGAUUCCUUGGAGUAGUCGGGUGGAGGUACAACAGAUAUCAUCUAUUCAGAUUUCCAAGAGUUACCACCAAAAGGGAAAGCAAUACUACACCUAG
Solanum stenotomum is the source of this 3273-nucleotide messenger RNA. RefSeq lists its product as uncharacterized. Gene Ontology annotation, molecular function: nucleic acid binding; RNA-DNA hybrid ribonuclease activity. The coding region runs from base 1 to 3273 and encodes 1090 amino acids. NCBI's taxonomy places the organism in Eukaryota, Viridiplantae, Streptophyta, Magnoliopsida, Solanales, Solanaceae. The record is from RefSeq and is a predicted model, not a curated record. The transcript is spliced from 4 exons.